Messenger RNA from Microcebus murinus (gray mouse lemur), 6903 nucleotides. Lineage: Eukaryota; Metazoa; Chordata; Mammalia; Primates; Cheirogaleidae. The record is from RefSeq and is a predicted model, not a curated record.
AGUUCUAAUUGUUGCAUAUCUUUUGAAGGCAGAGGCCUUUGAAUUUCAUCUCAUUCUGGAAUGGUCAGAAUGGUCAUAUAUUUAGCAAUCUAUUUUGAUUUUACAAUUUAUGGUGAUCCUGAUUAUUAUUGAAUUUUCUUUACUGAAAUAGAAAUGCCCAAACCUUGAUGUUACCUGAAUCAGUGGUGUCUCUGCACUUCUCCAAAAGAAAUAUUUUGUUCAAUAUCAGGUCCUGUGGCUGUGCAUUCAGAAGAGUAAACCAAAAAAUGCAUUUUAUUGUCAUUUAAAUGCUCUCCUGAUCAAUGGUGAUGAUGGAGGUGGUGAUGGUAGUGGAAAAUAGACUGUCAAGGAAAGCAAGUAAAAUUAUGCCCCGUAUUGGCUUGCAGUCCACUGGCAAUUUGUAGCCAAUGAGGAUUUUUCAGUCUUCCCUGAAAGCCAUAAUUAACUCAGGUCACCCACGGGAGCCUUUUGCUAACAUAAUCAACCCAUUCACCCAGUUAUCGGCCAGAGAAACAGAUCUGGAUGGAGUCCCCACCUUAAGAAGGGUUUGCAAUUUAGUUUGUCCUCUGAAAACUCCAGUGAUUUGAAUCACCAGGAUUGCACACCCACCCGUGUCCCAGAAUAAAUCUCCACCUGACUUUUUGCUGUGGGGCUGAGUUCUGAACUGACAGUUCUUGUUGAGGGAAAUUUCUCACCAAUCAGUAGUACCUGGAGUUGGUGGAAAGAAAAUAAGAACGACAAAGAUGAAGUGUAGGAGCAAAUUAACAGUGCUCAAAAAAAUAUGAGCAAGUCGUAGAGAGAGGAAGAAAACAGCUCCCAGCAACAGGCUUUGGCUGGGGAGACCUUCAUCCCAUAGGCGGAAAUUCGGGGCCCAAGUGGCCCUUUAGUGAUGACUGCGAGGUUCUCAUCCAAAGAGAGCGACUAUAAUGAUCAUGAUAGGUUGAAAUCUUGGCAGAUGGCGUACCUGGUGUGUAAAAGGAAGCUGGAGAGUAAGAAGGAAGCCCUGCUGAUCCUGUCCAAGGAGCUGGACACCUGUCAACAGGAAAGGGACCAGUACAAACUCAUGGCCAAUCAGCUUCGAGAGCGCCACCAGUCCCUGAAGAAGAAGUACCGAGAGCUGAUUGAUGGAGAUCCAUCACUUCCUCCUGAAAGAAGGAAACAGGCUAAUCUUGCACAACUAUUGAGAGAUUCUCAGGACCGAAAUAAACAUCUGGGAGAAGAAAUUAAAGAACUUCAGCAAAGGCUUGGAGAAGUCCAGGGCGACAAUAAGCUCUUGAGGAUGACAAUUGCCAAACAGAGGCUCGGAGAUGAAGAAAUCGGCGUGCGCCACUUUGCAGCCCAUGAGCGUGAAGACUUGGUUCAGCAGCUGGAGAGAGCCAAGGAACAGAUUGAGUCUUUGGAGCAUGACCUGCAGGCCUCUGUGGACGAGCUUCAGGAUGUUAAGGAGGAGCGGUCGUCCUACCAGGACAAGGUGGACAGGCUGAACCAGGAGCUCAACCACAUCCUGGGCGGGCAGGAGGACCGCAUCAUCGACGUGGAUGCCCUGUGCAUGGAGAACAGGUACCUUCAAGAGAGAUUAAAGCAGCUCCACGAAGAGGUCACCCUCUUGAAAUCGAACAUUGCCAAAUACAAGAAUGCUCUCGAGAGACGGAAAAACUCAAAGGGCCAGGGCAAAUCCAGCAGCAGCGCUCUGACAGGAGUCCUGUCAGCAAAGCAAGUUCAGGAUUUGCUGUCUGAGGAUCACGGAUGCAGUCUCCCAGCAACUCCACAGUCCAUUUCUGACCUGAAAUCUCUGGCAACAGCCCUGUUAGAGACAAUCCACGAGAAAAACAUGGUCAUUCAGCAUCAGAGGCAAACCAACAAAAUCCUAGGGAAUCGUGUGGCUGAGCUGGAAAAAAAAUUAAGAACUCUGGAAGUUUCUGGUUUGUGGAGUCUUCCAGGCCUGAGCUACAAUGUUUCAAUAGGAUUUGGGAGGGGCAAGGACACCAUACUGUUCAGCGACCCCAGUCUCCCCACCAUACAGCGGUCAAGAUCCCCACUGCUGAAGUCAGUUGACCAGCCCACCGAGAACAAAGCGAAUUCCAAGGAUGGGGAGGUUCAGAAGCAGGAAGGAGAUGAAAGUCGUGCCGCUGCCGAGGCGUUGACAGCGCCCGAGGAUGCCGGGAGACCCGCUGUCAACUCCCCGGCAAACCCCAGCCUCAGGAACCAACGCAAGCUCUUUCAUCCUUCAUUACCCCGGUUACCUUCUGAGGAAGAAGAAGUAAACAAGCUUGGAAGGGAAAUAAUUAAACUGACAAAGGAGCAGGCAGCUGCAGAACCGAAAGAGGUCAGAGGAGCGAGUCUCGUGGAGGGUCAGAGGAGCGAGAGGGGGCCGAGCGUGCCAGGCCUGGCCUCGGGCGGGGAGCCCCCCACACCUCAGCUGGACUCCUCCGAGCCCAGCCAGCCAGCCGCCGAAGCUUCCACGCCAGAAGACGGCAAAGGGAUCCCCGAGGGCAGGGGCACGAGGAGCACUGUGCAAACGUGAAGGGGAAAGGGACCCGACAGGAUGACACGUCGAAAGCCCUGGGACAGCGAGGAAUGACAAGUCAGGACAGCGCGCCCAAGCCGCCUUCUCCUAAAACACCUGCGAGUCUGCAAGUGAGAACACGCUCUGAUCCUGUUGCAAGCUGUGAACAGUCUGAGGAUGCCAGAACAGUUUGAUUUAUUAAACACGGAGCCUCAAGCUUCUCAGUGUCAUCCCUUUCUGCCGAAGCCGCGCGGCCGUGAACACCGUGAACGUGGGAAUGGCGUCCACCAUGGCGCUGGUUUUCAGUUUCCGUCUUCUUGUCAGCCUUUUGUUUUGUCAGAGAUAAGAUGUUUUCCUAUUAGCCUUUCAUGUUGUCGGUCAAAAGUAUGGGAAGAGCUAGGAACCGAUGGGGUUUUGAAUCAGGUUCCUGUCUUGGUAAAGGUUCGGCGGCUGGAGAGGAAGGUGUAAUUGGGCAGAACGUGUCCACCGCCGCUGCCCAGCACGCCAGGCCCUGCAGGGAGGGCCGGCCCGGCGCGGGUGUGCUUGGCUCCCUGCCCCCAGCACUGCCUGUCACCGCGUGGACUGGCAGGUGGAAAGGGACUUAGCAGGCUGGGAAGAGAAGGUGGGGCUUCUGGUUUGAAAUCCACAGCCCCCUGCUGAGGCCCGCUUGCUGACUGCCAGAGCUCGGUGUUCCAGCUAUAAACCUGGAGGAUUAAUUGAUCCAAAGUGACUGGGGGAGGGGACUCUCGAUGGGGGUCUGAGAAUUUUUUGUUUGUUUGUUUCUGAGAUGAGAUGAGAGUUAGAACCUGGAAAUGCUAGUUCUCUCCAUUCAACCUGUCCUGCGUAGAGGAUGUUACGGCCAUUUCAGGUUUGGGGGGGGACUAGCUGCUCAGGGCCAGUCUAGUUUCCUGUACCACCAGAGACCUCCAUCCCUCCACAGGUCCUGAGAUUUCCAAGACAGGACACAGAGCUCAUGGCCCGAUAGGGGGAAGAGAGAGGAAAACAACAGAACUUAAAGAACUUCAUUACUGCAUUGUAAGGGGGACUGUGGAACCAAGUCCAAGGGUGGGGAAGGAGGGCGUGGUCAAUCUUAUAUGGUGUUUUUUCUUUUGGAAUAAAAAUGAGCUUUUCUAGGUGGCAUCCGGCACUGCAGAAAAUUAAACGAUCAUCCAACCAUAGACCUUUCUUUGAGCUGAACUCAGUCCGUUUCCCCAGGACAGCCUGAUAGCAGAUCCCGAAGUUCAGAGGGCCUCUGAGAGCACGAAUCGCUCCUCUGAGCGCCUCCUGCAGGAAAAAGAGAGGCUGCCACAGUGGUAGAGACUGAAAAUUCAUCUUAAAAAUCCAGUGUUUAUUCCAGGCUCGAGAUCUCAGGUGUGAUGCCUGCACAUGAGGGCCAGCCCACGCCGCCGCGUCCCUGCCGGGUUGCAUGCCUGCGUCACUCUGCUAGCAGGAUGGAAGCCCCAUCAUGGUUGUGCUGCCUCGCUCUGAAGGAAGGCAAAGUGCAGCACAGAGGGACCCAGUCCUUUGUCCGGUGCACACUGCGUGGGCCGCCAGCCGCUUUGGCCACCCCUGUCUAGAAGAUGGGAGCAUGCUGCAGUCAGUGCUGUGUUGCUGCUGGCGAGGAGGACAUGCCACCAGCCCUGCCCACUGGGCUCCCAUGCUCCAGUCUUCCCUCUGCAUUCCAGCCUAUGCCCCACCCCCAGGCCCACUUACCCCCCAGGGGAAAUCGCUUCUGCAGCUGCAGAGCUUGCACAGACCAGCAGUCACAGUAAUGAUUUUUCUGCUGGACUGGGCCUUAACUAUAUGCAAAUGUUUAGCACUACUGCAUAGGAUGGCAGAGCUACCAAAGGAAAAUGCAGCCAAAUUAAAUACAAUGAUAAUAAAAAGACAGUCAGACAUGUGCACAUCUUCAGGGCCCAUUCAUCGCCUUCUGGAAAGCAGGGUUUAUAGUAAACUUCAACACAUUCCAUCAGGAUCAGGGAAACUGCAGUGUAUCCCAAAGAGUCUGGGGUUCAGGGCAGGGGGCAGGGUUCACAGGUAGCGGUCACCUAAACUCUGCGUGUGCAGACAGCCAGGAGCGUCUGUGUUAUUAGAUGGAAUGGGAGCCAAUGGGUCGAUCCUGUCCCAGGUGUAACCAAUGACAGCACCCCAUAGACAUAGGUGACACUGUCCCAUCUCUGCUACCGCCACCAGCAUGGUUCUUCUGUUCCACAGACAUUAAAGGGAGUUUUGGCAAUUACUUGUGGUUGUCCUUUGUCUUUUUAGGAGUCAUUGUGAAAGGGUGCAGCAUGCUGUCCCCUGCUCUUCCAGAUAAGCCUGCACCAGUCAUGUAUUCUCAGUUCCAAGUCACUUACUGAAACUUAAACAAUAAGGAAAUGAAUUCUGUUGCAUAACAAGAACUUCAGAAGUAGGGCGUUCCAGGGCUGGUUCAUUCAAGAAAGUCAUCAAGGACCUGGGUUUUCAUCUUCCUGUUCUACCUGCCUCCUUAUCAGCUGCCCCUACAUGAUGGUAGGACGGCUGCCGCAGCUCCAGACAGCACGUGUUCCCACGUAUGUCCAAAGGCAGAAGGAAGCUUCUCCACACAUAUGUGUGUGUGUGUUUUAAAGGCAACAAACCCAGUUCCUGCCACAUUGUGUUGGUCAGAAUUGUCACAGGCUGAUAUGCCCCUGUCAUGUAACUAUGUCUAAACCAGUCCUUAGCAAGGGAGGUGAUAUUACCAUGAUCUGUUUAGGUUUCUCAAGAUUCCCCUUCUGAGUUGGGUAGGGGCCCCAUCCCUAGACAUGCAGAUUCCAAAAGGGUGAACACUGGAACAAAACCAUGUCUUCGGAAGUGUUUGCUGAGAAAAACGCCAUCUCAUCCCUCUGCCCCCGCCUCCCCGCCACCUGCUUCUGUCCUCUUUUGUAGGUGGAACGUUCCCACCUUUGUUUGCCUCCUCAAGCGUGUGUGUGUCCUUCCAUUAUUUUUCCAGCUGGGUUGCCAGCAGAAUGCAGAACAGUCUGGAUAAAUGAAACAGAGCUGACAGGUCUCUUAAUGAAAGCUUGUUUGCACGCUCUGCCUUUCUUGUGAUCGCUCUGUACCUGAGAGCCUUUAGGUGUGGAUUUUUACAUAUGAGUGUUUGUCUUGCUUUUAAUUAAGGCUCAUAGAAAUGGAUUGGCUUUUGUAAAGCAGGCGUUUCUCAUCCCCGGCUCUUCCCAGGCCUCCUCUGUCCACCUUCCCCUCUCCUCCCCCGCCCUCCUGCUGCUCCCACAGCCAUUCCCGAAGCCUCUCUAGCUGGGAGGCACAAUGCCUGCGGGCCGUGCCUCCCUGUUGGCAGUCUAGAGCAAGCCCAAUGGUUUGCCCAUCACUGAUCCUCUUCUGUGCCCUCACCCCAAACACACACCACCAUCAUGACAUCACGACGGGAAGUCCUGGGAAAGGGUUCUGCUGUCUGUUCUUCAUGUAUUGGAGUAAGUUUUUAUGUGUUAUUCCUACUGGGAGUAUUUGCACCCCCAUUCACAGUGUGGCAUGAAAAGUUCUAUCUCCUCUUUAAGGAAGUUCAGAGACCAGCUACUUGUUCAUUGGAGUUCUCUGGCUUGUCUCUUUAAAAUUACAGCCCACCUUUUGCUCCUCUUGGUUUUAUGCACCUCCAAAAUAUGAAGGGCUGUCUUGACUUCACUGUUUUCCGGAAACCCUGUGGAUGACGUGGUUCCCUUCUUGGAAAAUGGUCUCUAUUUGAGCACCUUCUCCCUCUGCUUUCAUUCUGGGAGCCUCCAUUUAGAACAAUCCUCCUCCUUAAUAAUACUGAGGGUAACUUCAGACGGCUCCAAGUAGGAUGUCGAAAAGCCAAAGCAUUGCCCCAAACUCACUACUUUAAUAUAUUCCUUUUUUUUCCAUAUGUCUUUCUGAACGGAGAAAAAAUUAUAGAUCAGAGAGAUGCAAGUGGGAGCUCAGUAGUGAAUCUGCUUAGAAAUGAAAAGCAGAAAAAAUAGGAAGGACCUGCCUCUCAAUAUUGUGGUUGCUCAAAAAAACAAAACAAAACAAGCUGAUACGGCAUGAAGGCAAUUUAAAAUGAUAGAUAUAGAUGUGCAGCCUUACACUUCAUAUCCCCUCUUUACUAAAUGAGAAUUGUUUGGAUGCAGAGGGAAAGUUUGCAUAACACUGAAAAGUUUGCCUUUCUGGAAUCUAUGUGAGCUCAGGAAUAUAUUUUGGGAUCUUAGCAGAGGCCAGUGAUAGCCUAUUAAAUUUAAAACAAUUGGCUUAAAAAAAAAAAAAACCCAGCUGCUAUUUUGUAGUUUUAUUUAAAGAAUGAAGUAACUCCUAUUCAUUUGCAGACCUUGCUUUAUUGGAUUCUGUGGUCACCAUGUAUCAUAACUGUAUCUUUUUUGUUACCUGAAAUAAAAAUGUGGUAAUUUUCCUGA